AUGAAGUCCACCUGGGAUAAUCGGAUAGCGGUGCUCGUGGUGCAGGCAUUCUAUAGUCCUGGCCAUACAUCGAGGUGCCACAUCGAUAUAUGGGUUGACCCAGCCAAAGGAGAUGAUGAUUGGACACGUAUUUCAUCGAAAGAGCCUAUAGAUCGCCUUGGUGGAGCAGAAACUAUGAAUUGCAUUGAAAGUUGGCUGGACCGUUGCCUCUCGAAGCACGAGACCUGUCGCAAGUCAUUGACUGGAACACUCAUUGACGAGAAGUCGGAUACCAUUCCAGCCAAGCGAAUUCUUGAUAUAGGCAACUCGCCCAACGAUCGUGUCCGCGUCAUAGAGACAAAUGACAUCGCAUCGCCAUAUUGUGCGCUCUCGCAUUGCUGGGGUCCUCCGGAAAAGAAGCCCAUGUGUCUUGAUAGUGCCAGUAAGACACGUUUGUCGGCCGGUAUAUACGACCAUGAAUUACCCAAAACCUUUCGGGAAGCAAUUUCAAUCACACGAGCAUUAGGCACCAGAUACCUUUGGAUAGAUUGUCUAUGCAUCAUCCAAGACAGUGCGGAGGAUUGGGCAGAGGAGUCGCAACGCAUGGGCCUUAUUUACGAAAGAUCGCUGUUCCGCAUCGCCGCAUGUGGGGCUCGCGAUUCGACUGAAGGAUGCUUCCUUGACAUGUCCAACAUUGGCAAACGAGUCUUAGUUGACGAGGAGAAGGCUGAUGUGCUAGAGAAGUUCCCUCUCCCGGAAAAGGUUCGACCCAAUACAGUUACAGCGUCACCAAAAGGCGAACCGUCACGAUUUGUCUACUUUCGUGGCCAACCCGAACAAAGGGUGGAUCAUGACGGCCCGGACGAUUCCGCUCUUGGUGGACGAGCAUGGGCAUUUCAAGAGUCACUUCUUUCACGGCGCACUGUUAAUUGCCUAGUCAAUAACCUCACCUGGGAAUGUAAAGAGCAAACGCUAGACCAGCGUGAUUGUGACUCAGGACAGAACUAUAUAGCGGUGGACUAUUCUACGUGGGAGUGCAGCAUUGAGAGAUAUACCAGAUGCGAACUCACUUACGAAAGCGACCGUCUAAUUGCGCUCUCGGGCUAUGUCAAUGAGCUCUCUAAAACCCGUCAGGAUAGCUAUGAGUUGGGACUAUGGACUGCUGGCUUGCCCAUGCAAUUGUUAUGGCGGAUAUCGCAUCACGAGAUGGGGAUGAAAGGCAUAGAGAAUCUUCCGUCAUGGACAUGGGCAAGACUUCCAGGAAGUAAAUCAUUCCCACAUCUCAAACUAAGGCCUCCGACAGAUGUCAAAAAGGCGCGAUUGACCAUGCAAUUUAUCAGAAUAAUUGACGCGACGAAGCUCACGCUUCACGGAAGAACGAAUAGGUGCUUCAUUUCCGACAUCAAUCUUCUAGAAGACGAAAUAUAUUAUUCCGCAACUUACGGUCGCCCGGAAUCCAUGUUUAUCGCGGGCAAUGCAUCUAUCUACCCAAUGCGUUUCCUUUGGGCCAAUGAGUCAAAAUCUCGCCUGAUAGGGGCCGUCCAGCUGGAUGAGGACAGUGGCCUUGACGAAUUGUGCUUCGCUCCGGUUCAAGCUUCGAGGCGAAAUAUUACAGAUAGUUUACAUCCGGAAUAUGAAGAGUUUAUUCUUAGCCCUGGGCAUGGACCAGCUAAAUUCCAGCUUACUAUUACACCACCAGAAGGAUCCUCGCAAGCCAAACGAAAUGAAGACGGUUUAACAGAUUGGGUAGGUUAA
Messenger RNA from Aaosphaeria arxii CBS 175.79, 1734 nucleotides. Its product is annotated as HET-domain-containing protein. The record is from RefSeq and is a predicted model, not a curated record. The transcript has 3 exons. Lineage: Eukaryota; Fungi; Ascomycota; Dothideomycetes; Pleosporales. The coding region runs from base 1 to 1734 and encodes 577 amino acids.